ACUAGACUCUUAUGGCAAGAAACAAUGUUGAAGCCACAUUUCCGAUUAUGGCAACAAACGAUGUUGAAGACACAUUUCCAGCUAUGGCAACAAACAAUGUUGAAGCCCUAGCUGAAAUCACCCAAUCCCUAAAAGAUGAGGAGAUCGUUGAGCUUAUUGUGUUUAAUGGUAUGGUACAAAUUGAAGACCAUUGGGGAAUAGUAAACCUUGAUGGAAUGCUACAAGAGUACUGUAGAGAUGCUAAUAAAAUAAUAAGUUUUGCAAAAACACAACUAGAGACCCAAAACCCUCCAUACGAACUCAUUGAUAACAUGCUUGAUAAGUUGGAAGUAGAUAGCCUAAGAGUUGCAGCAAAGAAGGUACACAUGUCUGUUAGACCUGUAAGACUAUGCUUGACCGGUGAUCUUGAAGACCUUGAUGUUGCCAAGUCUGCAUUAUGUACCCUGGAACGAGACAACCAAAUGUUUGAAUCCCAGAUUCGAAAAUUCAUUGAGAUGAAGAAGCAGGUGUAUCUUUUUGAUAGGGCAACAGCAGCAAAGUCAAAACCAGAGAGUAGUAUGCAAGGUGAAUAUGCAAGCAAAAAGGAGUAAUUAAUAGUUAGUAGAAGAUGAAACUCUAAAAGAAAGAUAAAUGAAAAGUUAUAUCAUGUUCCAUAUCUACUUUUGUUGUUUGUGAAUAAUGAUUAAAGAAUAAAGCUUGU
This is a messenger RNA of Lactuca saligna, 700 nucleotides long. The record is from the annotation of a GenBank genome assembly. Lineage: Eukaryota; Viridiplantae; Streptophyta; Magnoliopsida; Asterales; Asteraceae.